UGUGAUGAAAGACAAUUCUUUUUUUUUUUUUUUGUGAAAAUUUAAAAUAGAAAAAAAAUAUUUUUAUUAAUUAAUUAAUUAUUUCUUUUAUUUAUAUGUUUAGAAAAAUUUUUUGCUUUGAACAAAAAAAAAGAUAGAAAGAGUGAGAGAGAGAAAGAGAGAAAAAAAAAUGAAAUUUUUUCAAAAAACAGUGAUUCUAUUAGUGAUAAAAUUAACAUUAGUGCUAUUGUGUUUUAUAUCCAGUGUCAAGGGAAAUUUAUCAAAUCAUCAAAAUAACACAAUUUUAAAUAAUGGCAAUAUACAAAUAAUAUUCAAUAAUUUGGAAGCGAAAAAUAUUUUAAAUAAUUAUUCUAAAUUUAAAUUAAAUAAAUGUUCAAUUGAUAUUUAUUUAUUAAUUCAAGAAGUGAAAAAAUUACAACCAUGGGCUUUAAGUAUGAUUGAUGCAUCAACAAAAAUUCCCUCUGGAUUAUUACAAGGGAAUGUCGUCGAUCUUGGAAUGUUUGACGAAUGUAUUAAUAUACAUGGUAAUCUAACCAAUAAACGAAUUAUAAAUGGAAGACAUUGUAUUUAUACAUUAAAUUUUCUAAUAAAUAAUGUUGUAUUUGAUUUAAAACCAAAAUUUGGCAUGUGCCUACCAUCAAGUUGUGAUAUUGAAGAUGUUGUUAAUAUUAUUGAUAAUAUUAAUGAAGAAUUACAUAAAAAAGGAAUUAGCGAAACAAUUAAUAUUCAAACGGAAAUUGUCACAUGUUCUUAUUUAAAUAAUAAUCAAUUAUCAACAGGAAGUAUUAUUUUUAUAUCAAUAUUAACAAUAAUUGUACUUUUCCUUGUGAUUUGCACAAUUUUGGAAUUAUUACACAAUUGGUUGGAGGCAAAAAAUUACAAUUGGAAUAUUAUUAGAUCAUUAUCACGAUUUUCAUUGAUAAACAGUUCGUUGAGAAUUUUAAGUUUAAAAAUGCAUUCGGGAUCAAUUUCCUCGAUACAUGGAAUUCGUGCAUUAAGUAUAUUAUGGAUUGUUUAUGGACACGAUCUCUUUUUUAAUGUCAUGGCAUCAUUUGUCAAUUCAGUCGAUUUUUUAGAUUGGGCCAAAUCUUGGAGAAGUUUUUAUCUUGCCAUGGGAAUUUAUGCUGUGGAUACAUUUUUUUUGCUCAGUGGUUUUUUGCUCUCUUAUCUUUUUUUUAAAAAAAUGGCACAUGGAAAAACAUUCAAUAUUUUGGAAUUUUAUUUCCAUAGAUAUAUCAGAUUAACUCCAGCAUUGGCGGCUCUUGUUCUUAUAACAAUAUUUAUUGUUCCACAUCUUGGUUCGGGUCCAAGAUGGGAGGGUGAUAUUGUCGCUAAUGUUUCAACAAAAUGUGAAAAUUCCUGGUGGAAAAUUCUUCUCUAUGUGCAAAAUUAUGCCGGGGAAAAUAUUGCUGACAAUCUAUUUUGUUUGGGUCACUUGUGGUACUUGUCAGUUGAUAUGCAACUUUUUUGGCUCUCACCAUUAAUUAUUUAUCCACUUGCAAAAAAACCAAAAAUUGGAUUAAUCAUAUUGGGAUUGGCUUUUUUUGCCUCGAUUAUUACUCCGGCGGUAAUUGUUGGAAAAUAUGAAUUACUCUUCACCAGUCUUAAUUUUAAUGAAAUGGGAAGAAUGGCGGAGACUGCAAAUAAAUAUUACGUUAUAACACAUUGUCGAGCAAGUCCAUGGAUCACUGGAAUAUUUUUUGGUUACAUUAUGGUGACUAAAAAAUCGAAACCAAAUAGGAAAAUUGUUAUUUUCGGAUGGAUAGUGGCAAUAAUUUGCUUCAUUUUUUGCACUUGGGGUCAUUUGGCAACAUUGAGAAAUGAUUACGUGUACAAUGUCGUUUUAGAGACAGUUUUAGCGUCACUGGGACAUUUUAUUUGGGCCACUGGAGUCGCUUGGAUUAUUUAUGCUUGUCAUCAUGGCUCGGGAGGUUUAAUUAAUAAAUUAUUGUCGCUAUCAAUUUUUCUACCAAUAAGCAAAAUUUCCUACAGUCUAUAUUUAUUGCAUUAUUUAUUUCAAAAUUUAAAAUCAGGCAGUUCAAGAUUAUCAAGUUAUUUCUCUGAUUUUGGAAUUUUUCAGUCAUUUUUGGGUGAUUUGCUUUUCUGUUUGAUUUUGUCAUUCAUUUUUUGUAUACUUUUUGAGUCGCCAAUUUUAAUUUUGGAAAAAAUGAUUUUUGACAAAGAAACAAAGACAACAGAAACUCAACAACAACAACAACAACAACAACGACAACAACAAAUUCCAGAGGUAAAAGUCACCGAAUGUCGUGUGUCACUUGAAAAAAAUGACAAUGGUCAAACAAUUAUUGAUCCAGAAACAAAUGAACCAACAACAACUUUGUGAUUUUGUAAAAAUUAUUUUUUCUUUUUUAAUAAAAAAUAAUAAAAAAAAAACGCAUUAAAAUUUUAUUUAUUUAAAAUAUUGAAAAAAUACUUUUUUUAAAACGAAUUUCCAACAGUUAUAUUUUUACAGUUUUAAUCAAAUGGGGUAAUUAUGACAAUUAGAUGGGGGCAAAAUGGCAUUAAGAUGGGGUAAAAUUGUAAAUUGUAAAAAUUUUACUUUCUUUUAACGAUUUUCUAUAAUAUUUAUAUUUUUACAGUUUUAAUCAAGUGGGGUAAUAUAUGACAAUUAGACGGGGGCAAUAUGGCAUUAAGAUGGGGUAAAAUUGUAAAUUGUAAAAUUGAAAAAAUAUUACUUUCUUUUAACGAUUUUCUAUAAUAUUUAUAUUUUUACAGUUUUAAUCAAAUGGGGUAAUUAUGACAAUUAGAUGGGGGCAAUAUGGCAUUAAGAUGGGGUAAAAUUGUAAAUUGUAAAAAUUUGUAAAAUCAUAGAAAUAUUAAUUUUUUAACGAUUGUCUAUAAUAUUUAUAAUUAUUUUGGGGUAAUAUGACAUCCAUUAUGGGUUAAAACGUCAUACAAUGAUGGGGAUAAAGUGACACAAAUAUUACAACUUAUUUGGAAUUAUAUGGGGUAAAAUGUGCACGAAUGGCACUAUUUAAUUGGAAUUUAAUGGGGUAAUAUGUCACCAACUAUGGUGUAAAAUGUGCACGAGUGGCACAACUUAUUUGAAAUUUCAUGGGGUAAUAUGACACCUAUGAUUGGAGGGGGGGGGGUAAAAUGAUACCAUUGUCACAAAUUAUUUAUUAUUACAGGGGGUAAUAUGACACCGACAAUAAGGGAAAAAUGUCACAACUUAUUUGAAAUUACAUGAGGUAAUGUGACAUCGGAAAUGGGGGUAAAAUUGUACAAAAUUUUUUCUCAAUGUUCAAAAAUAAAAUCAAAAAAAAA
Molecule: messenger RNA, 3288 nt
Organism: Leptopilina boulardi
Lineage: Eukaryota; Metazoa; Arthropoda; Insecta; Hymenoptera; Figitidae
Product: nose resistant to fluoxetine protein 6-like
Exons: 10
Coding region: 170-2344 (724 amino acids)
Molecular function (GO): acyltransferase activity, transferring groups other than amino-acyl groups
Source: RefSeq, a predicted model, not a curated record